This is a messenger RNA of Rubroshorea leprosula, 3532 nucleotides long. The record is from the annotation of a GenBank genome assembly. NCBI's taxonomy places the organism in Eukaryota, Viridiplantae, Streptophyta, Magnoliopsida, Malvales, Dipterocarpaceae.
GCUUGCAGUCCGAAACUCCGUUCUCCACUGUACUGGAAAGCGGAACGGGCAAAAAGAAAAAAAGAAAAAAAAAAGAAGAAAAAAAAAAAACCAAAAUACAGGAAAAGCCUCUGUUUUUCCUCCUCGCUUUAACCCGAGACUGUUUUUCUGUCCUACAUUUUCCUCAGUUCAAUGAAAAUGAAAAAUUUUCCUAUAAUCCAUCCAUCCAACUCAAUUCCCAAGACUCCCUUAAAACACAUCUCCUUCUAAUUAUAUCAUUUAUGUUUUCCUGCCCCCCUCUAGGGUUUCUUGUUUUGGUCAUUUCCCCUUCUCCUAUUCUUGGGUUUUGUACUAAAAAGAGAAAUCACUGUUCUUUGGAGCUGGAAAAGGACCUCCGAAUCGGGGUAACGGAGUUCAAUUCCUUGUUCCUUUGAGGUGGUUGCGGAAUGGCGGUGGAGAUCCGGCUGGAAUGGGAGAUCUUGUGCUAGAUUGAUCCCGAGGUUGGUUUCCGGUGUCGAGUGUGGAGCAGUAGUGUGAUGGUAAUUGGAGUUUACUGUGAAGAGGAGGAAGAAUUCUGCUCUGGAAAAUGCAUUUCGCAAAGCUUGAUGACUCUCCUAUGUUUCGCAAACAGAUACAAUCCAUGGAGGAAAGUGCUGAGAUCUUAGGGGAGAGAAGCUUGAAGUUUUACAAAGGAUGUAGAAAAUACACCGAAGGACUGGGGGAGGGAUAUGAUGGGGACAUUGCCUUUGCAAGUGCUCUUGAAACAUUUGGUGGAGGCCAUAAUGACCCUAUCAGUUUGGCUUUUGGAGGGCCUGUUAUGACAAAGUUUACCAUUGCAUUAAGAGAAAUUGGGACAUACAAAGAAGUUCUUCGAUCUCAGGUUGAGCAAAUGCUAAAUGACAGAUUGCUACAAUUUGUCAAUAUUGAUUUACAUGAGGUCAAGGAAGAACGGAAGCGUUUUGACAAGGCUAGCCUCCUAUAUGAUCAGGCUCGUGAGAAGUUUCUUUCACUGAGGAAAGGUACGAAGGGCAACAUAGCUAAUGUUUUAGAAGAGGAACUUCAUAAUGCAAGGUCUGCAUUUGAGCAAGCUCGCUUUAAUCUGGUAAGUGCAAUUUCAAAUGUUGAAGCAAAAAAGAGGUUUGAAUUUCUAGAAGCAGUAAGUGGGACAAUGGAUGCACAUCUUCGAUACUUUAAACAGGGAUAUGAGUUAUUGCAUCAAAUGGAGCCAUACAUAAAUCAGGUGCUAACUUAUGCACAACAAUCGAGGGAGAGGUCCAACUAUGAGCAAGCAGCUCUCAGUGAAAGGAUGCAAGAAUACAAAAGGCAGGUUGAUAGAGAGAGUAGAUGGUCUUCUGAUGGUUCAAAUGUGUCUCCUAAUGGGGAUGGUAUACAAGCCAUUGGUAGAAGUUCACAUAAAAUGAUAGAGGCGGUUAUGCAAUCUGCUGCAAAGGGAAAGGUUCAAACAAUUCGACAAGGUUAUCUGUCAAAACGUUCCUCAAACUUGAGAGGAGACUGGAAAAGGCGAUUUUUUGUCCUCGAUAGCCGAGGAAUGCUGUAUUACUAUCGCAAGCAAAUUGGUGGUAAAUCAUCGGCUUCUGGAAGUCAGCUUUCUGUUCAGCGGAAUAGUUCUGAACUUGGAUCUGGAUUGUUAAGUAGGUGGCUUUCUUCUCACCACCAUGGUGGUGUCCAUGAUGAGAAAUCUGUUGCUCAUCACACGGUGAACCUGCUUACGUCAACCAUCAAAGCUGAUGCUGAUCAGUCAGAUUUGAGAUUUUGUUUCAGGAUCAUUUCACCAACAAAGAAUUACACUUUGCAGGCUGAGAGUGCACUAGAUCAAAUGGAUUGGAUUGAAAAGAUAACUGGGGUUAUUGCCUCAUUACUAAGCUCUCAAGCUCCUGAGAGGUGUUUGCCUGCUAGUCCAAUGGGGAGUGGUCAUCAUCGAUCGGCUAGUGAGAGUAGUUCAUUUGAAAGUUCUGAUUUUGAUCAUACUGCUGAAGAAUAUACCUCUGAGAGGAACCAUGUUAGUGCACAUCAUGAACGCCAAUCAAGAAGUUUGCAGCAUCAAAGGGCCUAUGUAAAAAGUGAGAAGCCAAUAGAGGUGUUGCGAAAAGUAUGUGGGAAUGAUAAAUGUGCAGACUGUGGUGCCCCUGAACCAGAUUGGGCGUCCUUAAACCUUGGUGUUCUUGUUUGCAUUGAAUGUUCUGGUGUUCACCGUAAUCUCGGUGUACAUAUAUCUAAGGUGAGAUCACUUACUCUUGAUGUAAAAGUGUGGGAGCCUUCUGUUAUAAGCUUGUUUCAGUCUUUGGGCAAUGCAUUUGCUAACUCAGUCUGGGAGGAACUUUUGCAAUCAAGAAGUACCUUCCAGGUUGACAUUGCCUCUACAGGCUUAUACAAGUCAGAUAAGCCCCAGCUACUUCCUGUGGGAAAACCUUGCUACUCCGAUUCAAUAUCACUAAAGGAGAAAUUUAUUCAUACAAAGUAUGCUGAAAAGCUUUUUGUUCGCAAGCCAAGAGACAAGCAAUAUCCACAUUCAGUAGCACAAAAUAUUUGGGAGGGUGUUCGUGCAAAUGACAAGAAAGCAGUAUAUCGUUACAUUGUUAAUUGUGAAGCAGAUGUGAAUGCUGUGUACAAACAAGCCUCACCUGGCUCUUCUUUGACCCUCGCCAAAGUAAUGCUACUACAAGAGCACUCGAACCUUAAUAACAGAUCUGGUUCCUUACCAGGGGAAGCUUUAGACAGGUCUUCUAGUUUGGAUUUGGCAGGUACAAGUGAGGGCCAAACCAUUGGGGAUCUUGAUGGUUGCUCCCUCCUCCACCUUGCUUGUGAAACUGCAGAUAUUGGCAUGCUUGAACUUCUGUUGCAAUAUGGUGCAAACAUAAAUGCAACUGAUUCAAGGGGUCAGACCCCACUCCAUCGCUGUGUACUUAGAGGCAAAGGUGCAUUUGCUAAAUUACUUCUUACCAGGGGAGCAAAUCCGCAUGCUGUAAACGAGGAAGGUAGAACUGCAUAUGAGCUUGCAGUAGAGUCUGACUUUGAUGAUAGUGAAGUCCUUGCUCUAUUAUCAGAUUCAAACGGGUAACUUCCUGCGAAAGCAGAAGUUAUAUAGGGCCAACUGAAUCGAACCUUCAGAAUGAAAUUUAACAGAUGUGUCGAGUUUUUUAUGAUUAUAAUAAUAUUUAUAAAUGUUUAAGAGCUGAUUUCUCCAUUGAAAGAGAUACACACCCCUACUGUUGUAAGGGCUUAUAAGAGUGGAGAGUGCAGAGUGGUAGGUUUGUCAUGCCUGCCCCAUGGGCACAUGCAAAUUAGUAUCUGAAGGUUGUAAUUUAAAAUGGUCUCAUUGCCUGAAACCGAGAGAAGCUCGAAGAUUUUCAGACAUAAAGCCUUGUUGUGAGGGAUGUGUUUUGGGUUUGUUUGUUCCUUUCCUGUUGAGGUAAUUAUGGCAUUUUGUAUUGUAUGUACAUUUGAUCAUUUUAGUGAAUUGUUAGUUGUGGUUGUAUUCUUCAUAGGUGUGUUAUUUUUUUAUAUUUUGGUACAUUAAAAGUGUUAAGUGCUU